This is a messenger RNA of Aspergillus saccharolyticus JOP 1030-1, 432 nucleotides long. RefSeq lists its product as uncharacterized. NCBI's taxonomy places the organism in Eukaryota, Fungi, Ascomycota, Eurotiomycetes, Eurotiales, Aspergillaceae. Bases 1 to 432 code for a protein of 143 amino acids. The record is from RefSeq and is a predicted model, not a curated record. The transcript has a single exon.
AUGAAUCCCUCAUGCCCAUGUGCCGGGGGCAAAUACCUCAUCCGCGACAUGCAGUCCAAACUUUUCAUCGCGCUGAACAAUGGAGUCCUGGGCUUGCAUACUCUACCAACCGACCACCCCGCUAAUUAUGACUUGGGCCCUUACUGGAACUGCGUUGAAAAGAACAACAUGUGGUUCGGUCUGAAGAAUACUGUGUCCGGGGGCUUCAUAACCUCUAACAACUUCGGCGGAUGCGACGCGAUGGAUUUGAACCACGAAGCAAAACAGUCCUUUUGCCCUCGCCACCAGCCCGAUGGGGGCUAUGUACUUCUGUUCCGAAGUGGUGAGCGUCUCUCGCCGCUUUCAGUGGUUGGAAUGGACAAGAAAAAAUUGGAGUUCAAGCAUGGAGACAAGGGAGCGAGCUGGGAAUUCAUCCGUGUUGACUCUCUCUGA